ACCAAGUUUGACCGUGUGCAAGUACAAGCACGCACCUGUCUGAGUAGAUCCAGCUCAACCGUUCCGCAGUUUCAAAGCAUGUUGCCGUGCAAUUUAGGGGGGCAGGCGACGCUCCUGCUGACAACAAUAAUAGCCACACUCAGCAUAGAAGACGGAUGGGCAUUCCUGCGAAACUUCGAAGUUCGCCAAAGCAGCGGCUCCAAAAUUCCGCUAUGGAAACAACGCGCGUGCGAGAAGCCUCAGAAUCUUAAAGCAAACGCCCACUAUUUGUGCGACGAGGAAGGAGACUUCACUUGUCUUCCCGGAUGGCAGGGCGACCUCUGCCAGGUGCCCAUGUGCCGGCGGGGCUGUGAUCCAAUGAAUGGGUACUGCCACCGGCCAGGCGAGUGCCGGUGCCGCAUCGGAUACAGUGGGGAGAUGUGCGAAACGUGCAUUCCGCUGCCCGGGUGCCAGCACGGUGACUGCACCAAGCCCUUUGAGUGCAUCUGCAAGCCCGGAUGGGCUGGACUCUUCUGCACAGAACCGACCUGUCGGAGUGGGUGUCACAGCACCCGAGGGUAUUGCGAGGCACCCGGAGAGUGCCGCUGUCGCAUCGGGUACGCGGGACGCACUUGCAGCGAGUGCGCCACCAUGCCAGGCUGCCAGCAAGGGACCUGCACCAAGCCGCUGGAAUGCCUCUGCCUGCCCGGAUAUACUGGCCUGCUCUGCCAGACGCCUCUGUGCGCCUCUGACUGCAGCACGCAGCACGGGUACUGCCGCAAGCCUGGCGAGUGUCGCUGCAAGGUGGGCUGGACGGGCAGCCAGUGCGACAAGUGCUUCCCCUACCCAGGAUGCGCGAACGGGGACUGCGAGGCGCCCUGGGAGUGCAACUGCCACUCCGGCUGGGGCGGCAUGCUGUGCGAUGAAAAGCUGAGCUACUGCACGGAUAACCCGGGGACGUGCGAAAACGAGGGCAAAUGCUUGUCGGUGAGCCGCGAGGGCGGCAGCUUUCGGUGUCUGUGUCGGCAGGGGUACCUCGGAAAGAACUGCGAGAUACGCGAUGACUUUUUGCUAACCUCUUUGGCGCCACAGCUUAUUACACCACCGCCACUAGAGCUUGGGCUGGAGCUGGACGAUGUGCGCAGUGUGGAUACUGACGUGAACGAAGGUGUGCCUGAUGCCUCAGGCAACACAGUGGGACAGGUGGAAAAGUUGCCAGCAGCUGUGCCCGCACCAACAACGCUGACACCAGGCACCGCACCGCCGAGCAUCGCCACGACAAGGACGACGGCAACAACGUCAACGAUGGCCACGUUUCCAGCAGCUGGUGCUGGCUCUGUCCCUGGCAGUCACAAUACGACUUAUAAAGCAUUAAGCGUUGCUGCUUCGCUCCCUGAUGGGGCGACAUCAAUGGGGCAUGCCGCCACGACACCAAAAGCGACAGCAGCAAAAGCAAUGGCUGGAGCGAAGGGUAAUGCAACAAGUUGGGCAGUUCCCUCUCUUGUGCCUGGCCCCACAGAAUCUUCCACAGACUUCGCUGGCCAUGUGCAGAAAAAGGAAACGUCGGCGCCAGCUGUACCAACGACACCAAAAGGCGUGACCACCACCUUCACCAGCAGGAAGGAUGGACCAGCGGCCGUCGAGGAUGACGACGAUGAUGAUGACGAGGAGGAUGCCGAGUACGAGGAGGAUGAUGAGGAAAACGAGGACGAGAAAGACGAAGAAGAAGUGGACGGCAGCGAUCAAUUCCUACCAAAUAAAUUCUAAUUAAUUUCCAAUAAUAA
Molecule: messenger RNA, 1763 nt
Organism: Drosophila guanche
Lineage: Eukaryota; Metazoa; Arthropoda; Insecta; Diptera; Drosophilidae
Gene: C901
Product: protein jagged-1
Exons: 8
Coding region: 79-1746 (555 amino acids)
Biological process (GO): anatomical structure development; cell communication
Cellular component (GO): cell surface; extracellular region; membrane
Molecular function (GO): signaling receptor binding
Source: RefSeq, a predicted model, not a curated record